AUGAACUGCAACCGUGGUUUCAACCAGACCCCCUCGGGGUCCCUCCCUAGCGGUGCAGGAGGUAGCAGGGGCCGGCCAGGGAGCUGCUACCCUCGGCCUCCCAGUGUGCAUGGAGGGGCUGGGGGCGUGCGCAUCUCCCUCUCCUACGCCCAGCCAAGCUGCCCGCGCCCUGGAGGGUCGUGGGGGUCAGGAAAAGGUGGGUCCCUUCUAGGUGGAAAUGGCAAGGAGACCAUGCAGAACCUCAAUGACCGUCUGGCCUCCUACCUGGACAAGGUGCGAGCCCUGGAGGAGGCCAACAUGAAGCUGGAGAGUCGCAUCCUAAACUGGCACCAGCAGAGAGAGAGUGACAGUAAACAAGAUUACUCCCAGUACGAGGAAAACAUCAGCCGCCUACAGGAGCAGAUAGUGGAUGGCAAGCAGACCAACGCGCAUAUUAUCCUUCUCAUUGACAAUGCCAGGAUGGCAGUUGAUGACUUCAGCCUCAAGUAUGAAAAUGAACAUUCCUUCAAGAAAGACCUGGAAAUUGAAGUUGAGGCUCUCCGAAAAAACUUGGAUGAUCUGACCAUUGUCACAACUGACCUGGAACAGGAGGUUGAGGGAAUGAGGAAAGAGCUCAUCCUCAUGAAGAAGCGUCAUGAGCAGGAAAUGGAGGAACAGCAGGUGCCAAAUGACUUCAAGGUCAAUGUGAAGAUAGAUACAACCCCAGGGGAAGAUCUAAUUAAAGUCCUGGAUGAUAUGAGACAUGAAUACGAGCUUAUAAUAAAGAAAAAGCACCAAGAGUUAGAUGCUUGGUACAAGGAGCAGUCAGCAGCCUUGGCCCAGGAGGUAACAAGUCCAACUACUGUGCCGAGCAACCAAAAUGACAUCCAUGAGCUGAAACGCACUUUCCAGGCCCUAGAGAUUGACCUGCAGGCACAAUAUAACAGGAAAUCUGCCUUGGAGAGCAUGUUGGCAGAGACCCAGUCUCGAUACUCGUGUCAGCUCCAGGACAUGCAACGCAUCAUCUCCCACUAUGAGGAGGAAUUGCGGCAGCUCCGCCAUGACCUGGAGAGACAGAACAAUGAGUACAAGAUCCUCCUGGGCAUCAAAACCCACCUAGAGCAAGAAAUUGCUACCUACCGCCAGCUCCUGGAGGGAGAAGGAGACGGGACAAUGGAGAAAUCCAAGUCAAGCAUGAAAGCCCCAACGGUCAAGGCCAUCAUGCAGGAAAGCGUCAAUGGAAGAAUAAUUCUUUCCCAAGUGAAUGAGAUCCAAAAGCACUCCUAAGCCAGCAAAACUCUCAGCCUUUGAAAGUAAAAACUUUU
Molecule: messenger RNA, 1304 nt
Organism: Sorex fumeus (smoky shrew)
Lineage: Eukaryota; Metazoa; Chordata; Mammalia; Eulipotyphla; Soricidae
Gene: KRT23
Product: keratin 23
Exons: 8
Coding region: 1-1266 (421 amino acids)
Molecular function (GO): structural molecule activity
Source: RefSeq, a predicted model, not a curated record